Molecule: messenger RNA, 351 nt
Organism: Microthlaspi erraticum
Lineage: Eukaryota; Viridiplantae; Streptophyta; Magnoliopsida; Brassicales; Brassicaceae
Source: the annotation of a GenBank genome assembly
AUGGGAGAUUUUGAUUCUUCCGAUGCUUUCUUAAUGGAUCGGAAUCCCAUCCGACCACCUCUACCAUCAAGGAAAGACUUUGAGAUCAAGCUUCAGGUCAUUGCCUUGGUGAAACAAAACCAUUUCCAUGGUUUGUCCAAUGAACAUCCUCUUGAUCAUGUCGACGCCUUUGAGGAGAUAUGCAGCACAACUGGCAUCAAUGGAGUGUAUGUGGAUUACUUCAAGUGCAAGUUGUUCACUUUUUCUCUAAGUGACAAGGCACUUAGAUGGGUCAAGUCUUUACCAACGCAGUCUAUUACAACAUGGAAUGAAUACAGGGGAGCUUUCUUAAAACAAUUCUACACAAAGUAA